Tripterygium wilfordii is the source of this 1603-nucleotide messenger RNA. Its product is annotated as katanin p60 ATPase-containing subunit A-like 2. The transcript is spliced from 11 exons. The coding region runs from base 157 to 1374 and encodes 405 amino acids. The record is from RefSeq and is a predicted model, not a curated record. NCBI's taxonomy places the organism in Eukaryota, Viridiplantae, Streptophyta, Magnoliopsida, Celastrales, Celastraceae. Gene Ontology annotation, molecular function: ATP binding; ATP hydrolysis activity.
UGCACUGUACAGUAGACAGAGUUGCCCUACCGAGUAACGAUCCAGGUCGCGAAAGCCAGAUAGGACCGGCCAGAGAGAGCAAGAGAGUGUAAUUGUGCCAAGUCUCUCUUUUGCUUCCCUCUCUUUCUUUAUUUUUUUCUCAGUAGGUUUCCAGAAAUGACGGAUGAACCAUUAUCGACUCGCUGGUCCUUUCAGGAUUUUAAAAUGUUUUAUGAUGCCAAGUUUGGGAGAAAGAAGGCUCCACAGUCGGAAAAUGGUGAAGUCCCUCAUACAGCAGUGUCGAAUGGGAGUUCUUCUGGCAUGACUGCAAAUGGGAAUGGAUAUGUGACGGACAGACCAGCCAUGGCCAUAUACGAGCAGUACAGAAACCAGGACCGGAGCUCCACUCACUCAAAUGGAGUUUUAUCUAAUGGAUCUGAGGAGAAACCGCAGAAGUCUUUGCUUCCUCCUUUUGAAUCUGUGGAGAUGCGUAAUUUAGCGGAGAGUUUAAGUAGGGAUAUCAUUCGUGGCAGUCCGGAUGUUAAGUGGGAAAGCAUCAAGGGUUUGGAGAAUGCCAAACGCUUACUUAAAGAAGCUGUCGUCAUGCCGAUAAAAUAUCCUAAAUACUUUACAGGUCUUCUAUCACCAUGGAAAGGUAUUCUCCUUUUCGGGCCUCCCGGUACAGGAAAGACAAUGCUUGCAAAGGCAGUCGCGACUGAGUGCAAUACCACAUUUUUCAAUAUUUCAGCAUCAUCAGUCGUCAGCAAGUGGCGUGGUGAUUCAGAGAAGUUGGUGAAGGUGUUGUUUGAGCUUGCUAGACACCAUGCACCAUCAACAAUAUUUCUUGAUGAAAUUGAUGCGAUCAUAAGUCAGCGUGGUGAAGCUCGCAGUGAGCAUGAAGCCAGUAGGCGUUUGAAAACUGAGCUACUCAUACAGAUGGAUGGUUUGAUGCGGACAGAAGAACUUGUUUUCGUACUGGCGGCAACUAAUCUCCCUUGGGAACUGGAUGCAGCCAUGCUCAGGCGUCUUGAGAAACGAAUCCUUGUACCGCUUCCUGAACCAGAAGCAAGAAGAGCCAUGUUUGGGGAACUUUUGCCUUCACAGCCAGAUGAGGAUGAGCUUCCAUAUGAUUUAUUGGUGGAAAGGACAGAAGGUUAUUCAGGUUCAGAUAUUAGGCUUCUGUGCAAAGAGACUGCGAUGCAGCCCCUUAGACGCUUGAUGGCAGUCCUUGAAACCAGACAAGAUGUGGUGCCCGACGAUGAGUUGCCAAAGGUUGGGCCCAUUAGAUAUGAAGAUAUAGAAGCUGCUUUGAAGAACACUAGACCCUCUGCUCAUCUCCAUGCCCAUCGUUAUGAAAAGUUCAAUGAUGAUUACGGUAGUCAAAUACUUGAGUGAAGGUACACAGCUUAAGGUAUCCAUUUGUAUUUGAUAAUGCACUUCUUCGUUUCCAGUGGUCGUACUCUCUCUAUGUAGGUGUUUUUCGAUUAUCUAGACUAGAUUUAGAUCACUGUAUUUAAGGCCUGAUUGGUUGAAUUGGUAAUUGCAAUGGGAAUUGGAUUCACAUUACAUUACCAGUUUCGUACACUUUUCAAUUAAAAUGGAAUGGUAAUGAGAUUACCGGUAA